AUGUCGGAGGACAAGGAGACGCUUAUUGCGAUGGGCUUCGCGCCGGAGCGCGCCGACUGGGCCCUCCGCGUCAAGAAGGGGCAGGGCGUCCAGGCCGCCAUGGACUUCCUCCUCGCCCAUGCUGACGACCCUGUCCCCGACCCCGAGGACGAGAUGGAGGAAGACAUUCCCGCCGGUGCCGAGGCCAAGUCGCUCAAGUGCUCCGACUGUGGCAAGGUGUUCCGCUCGCAAGCGACCGCGAGCUUCCACGCCGAGAAGUCGGGCCACGAGAACUUCGAGGAGAGCACUGAGGAGCCUCUGACCGAGGAGGAGAAGAAGGCAAAGCUGGCUGAGCUGCGCGAGAAGCUUGCCGCGAAGCGCGCAGCGCAGAGUAAGGAGGACGAGAAGGCUGCGCGUGCCAACGAGGCUAUCCGCCGUAAGGCUGGUCAGGACAUGGGCCGCGUCCGUGAGGAUAUGGCCGUGAAGGAGGCGCAGCGCGAUGCGGAGCGUAAGCGACAGGCUGAGGAGCGGCCUGCGCUCGAGGACCAGCGCGCCCGCGCCGCGAUCAAGGCGCAAAUCGAGGCCGACAAGCGCGAGCGUGCCGAGAAGGCGGCGAGGGAGAAGGCCCUCCGCGACGCAGCCGCUAAGGGCGAGAGCGUCGAUACGCCAGCCGCGGUGCCGAAGCCGACGGCGUCGCUGGGCGGGGGCAAGUCGUCCGAGGCGCCGCAGACGCGGCUCCAGAUCCGCCUGCAUGUCGGGGGCCAGCCGCUCGUCAAGACGUUCGACUCGAAUGCGCCGCUCCGCGAGGUCGCCGAGUUUGUCGCCUCUGAGAAUCUCGCGUACUCUGUGGACACAGUCAAGUUUGCCACGACAUUCCCGAGGAAGCAGUUCUCGGCUCAGGAGAUGGGCAAGAGCCUCAUGGCGAACGGGCUUACGCCGAGCGCGGUCCUCAUGGCGAGUGUGUAG
Molecule: messenger RNA, 945 nt
Organism: Trichosporon asahii var. asahii CBS 2479
Lineage: Eukaryota; Fungi; Basidiomycota; Tremellomycetes; Trichosporonales; Trichosporonaceae
Product: DNA-binding protein
Exons: 6
Coding region: 1-945 (314 amino acids)
Molecular function (GO): protein binding
Source: RefSeq, a predicted model, not a curated record